AAGAGUGAGGCUUCUACACUGGGUGGUGGUGGCGCACGCCUUUGUUUUUUUUGUUUUGUUUUUCGAGACAGGGUUUCUCUGUGGCUUUGGAGCCUGUCCUGGCACUAGCUCUGUAGACCAGGCUGGUCUCAAACUCACAGAGAUCCACCUGCCUCUGCCUCCCGAGUGCUGGGAUUAAGGGCGUGCGCCACCAUCGCCCUACAGGAGCUAGUUCCAGGACAGGCUCCAAAACUACAGAGAAACCCUGUCUCGAAAAACCAAGAAGAUUCUUAAAUAAACAAACAAACAAAUAAAUAAAUAAGAAAAAACAAGAAGAAAAAAGAGUGAAGCUUUUGACCAGAGAGGGAGGUGGUUCCUGCUUUAUUUUGAAGAUAAAUUAUGUGAAAGCCUUUCCAGGAAUUUAAACUGCCUCUCUGUCCAUCCACCAGAUCCUGAUUCCUUCCCUGUGAUACCCAUGAGCUACCAGCAGAGGUUGCUGUGGUUCUGUGUGGGAACAGCCACUCAGGCACGCCCUAUCCAGCCUUUUCUGUCAUAAUUUUCCUUUCUACAUAAUACUUGAACUUGUUUGAGGGGACCCCUGGGGAUGGUUAAAUGACUCAAAGUGUUUGCAGGAGUCUCAUGUCCCUCAGAAGUAAAAUGCCCUCCCCUUUUCUAGUAAGACAACUUUGUAGAGGUUUAAGGCCCCCAGCAAGAAAGGGACAUCUAUUUGUUCUGUCCCAGAGUUUAGUGUCGCUAGCUAACAAGUAGCUUUUGCCUGCUUUGUGGGAUUAUUAAGCACUUGUGUGUAUGGUUGCAUUUUAUAUAUAUGUUUUUUUGGUUGUGUCUAUAACAGUCCUAGCGUUCCUGGAACUCAAGGACAGGCUAACCUCAAACUCAGACAUCCACCUUCCGCUGAUUGCUGGGGUUAAAAGUGUGUGCCACCAUGCCUGGCUGUAUUUUUUUUUUAAUCUCUUUUUUGUUUGUUUGUUUUUGUUUUUUGAGACAGUGCUUCUCUGUAGCUUUGGAGCCUGUCCUGGAACUAGCUCUUGUAGACCAGGCUAGUCAGUCUCAAACUCACAGAGAUCCACCUGCCUCUGCCUCCCAAGUGCUGGGAUAAAAGAUGUAUUCCACCACUGCCCAAUUCGUCAUUUUUAAAGGCAGGUUGUCACUGAGGUUGGCCAGUAACUCACUAUGUAGUUCACCUGGCAUUGAACUAACAAUCCUCCAGAGUGUUGAGACUGUGGACAUAAGUGACCCUGUCCCACUGUGCAUUUAUAGGCAAGAAACUCGAGAUGAGCAGCUUUAAGACUACCACAGCUUGGAUGGGUUCAUUGUACCAGUAUGAACAGGAAGCCCAGAACCUCAACCAGUAUUUUCUCACUAACUGGAUAGAUAAUAAGGCCUGAGACUCCCAAUUCAGAUACUGCAUUAGGUCCCAGGUAGAGCUAAGAACUUACUGCUGAGCUGGGCAGUAGUUCCAGGAACUAUUGCUUGGGGCAUGAUUCUAGUAAUGAUGUUUUAUUAGUUCUCCUGUGUGACACGGAAAGGAUUAUGCAUCAAAAUUGCCUUCUCAGAACUGUUUAAGGUCACAAGGAAUUUGCAUAUCAUUAUCCCAAUGCCUUCUCAUCUGCUCUACUAAUGGAAGGUUACAGACUAUUAGCAGUUGGAGUUUAGGAAAGGAACAUUUUGAGCCAAACCUCAGGACAGAAAAUUGAAACAGAAUUAACAUAAAACAUGAUCAGAAAUUUCCUGUCCAGCCCACGGGGUGGAGUUUUGUCCAUAAGCUGUAAUGUCAGAAGCAGAAAAGAGCUGCCGUUGGAGUGACUGCAUCUCCGCGAACAACCAUGGCUCUCAAGGUGCUGCUGGGGUGUCUGGUGCUCGCUCUCCUUACCGUCUUUGCUCUGACCUAUGUCUUGCUGACCAGGCAAGGCAGUUCCAGCCAGUCUCCUCGAUGCCCCUCCAUUCCUCCCAGAAUUCAUCCCUGGACACACCAUGGCCAGGGUCAGCUCUUUGCAGACCUGAGCCCCGAGGAGCUAACAACUGUGAUGAGCUUUCUGACCAAGCACCUGGGGCCAGGGCUGGUGGACGCAGCCCAGGCUCGGCCCUCAGACAACUGCGUCUUCUCGGUGGAGCUGCAGCUGCCUGCCAAGGCUGCAGCCCUGGCCCACCUGGACGGAGGGGGCCCGCCGCCUGCCCGAGAGGCGCUGGCCAUCAUCUUCUUUGGUGCACAACCCCAGCCCAACGUGACUGAGCUGGUGGUGGGGCCCCUGCCUCACCCGUCCUACAUGCGGGAUGUGACCGUGGAGCGUCAUGGUGGGCCUGUGCCCUAUUACCGGCGCCCCAAGCUGAGAGUGGAGUACGUUCAGAUUUGGAGGUAUUUGAAAGAAGUGGAGCUCCCAAAGGCACCCACUUUUCUGGCUUCUGUCUUGAACUACAAUGGCUCUACCUUGGCACCUCUGCAUUCUUCUGCUAGUGGCUUCCAAUCAGGGGACCGGACUACCUGGAUAGCCCUCUACCAUAACAUCUCAGGUCUUGGAAUAUUCCUUCACCCUGUGGGGUUGGAGCUACUGCUGGAGCACAGAGCCCUGGACCCUGCCCACUGGGUGGUCCGGCAGGUCUUCUACCUUGGGCACUACUAUGCAGACUUGGCCCAGUUGGAAUGGGAAUUUAAGGCUGGCCGCCUAGAAGUGGUUCGGGUUCCUCUGCCCACACCAAAUGAGGCUUCCUCCCUGAGGUCUCGAGUUACUCUGGAACCCCCACUUCCCCCUCUUCAGUUCUCACCCCAGAGUCCCCAGUACAAUGUGCAGGGAAACUUAGUGGUGUCCCCCCUCUGGAUGUUUACAUUUGGUCAUGGUGUGUUCACUGGCUUAAGACUUUUUGAUGUUCGGUUUAAGGGUGAGCGUGUGGCUUAUGAAGUCAGUGUCCAGGAGUGCCUGACUGUUUACGGUGCUGAUUCCCCCAAGACGAUGAUGCUCCGUUACUUGGACAGCAGCUUUGGGCUUGGCCAAAACAGCCGAGCCUUGGUUCGGGGGGUGGACUGCCCUUACCAGGCCACAAUGAUUGACAUCCAUGUAUUAGUAAGCACAGGGGCAGUCCGGCUGCUCCCAGGGGCUGUGUGUGUAUUUGAGGAGGCCCAAGGAUUACCCCUUCGAAGGCACCACAACUACAUAGGGGGUCAUUUCUACGGUGGUUUGGCCAGCUCAGGCCUUGUGGUCAGGUCGGUGUCAUCAGUGGGCAACUACGAUUACAUUUGGGACUUUAUACUGUAUCCAAAUGGGGCGCUCGAAGGGCGUGUCCAUGCCACAGGCUAUAUCAACACAGUCUUCCUGAAUGGAGGGGCUGAGAGCCUCCUCUUCGGGAACCGCGUGGGAGAGCGAGUGCUGGGAGCAGUGCACACACACGCUUUCCACUUCAAGCUGGACCUGGACGUGGCAGGCUUGAAAAACUGGGUGGUAGCUGAAGAUUCGGUGUUUGAGCCUGUAGCAGCCCCCUGGAGCCCGGAGCAUCAGCUACAGCGCCUACAGCUGACCAGGCAGGUCCUGAGCAGGGAGGACCAGGCUGCAUUUCCCCUGGGGAGCUCCCUUCCUCGAUACCUUUACCUGGCUACCAACCAGACCAAUGCCUGGGGCCACCAGCGUGGGUACCGAAUCCAGAUCCACAGCCCUCGUGGUAUCCAUGUACCUCUGGAGAGUGACAUUGAAAGGGCUCUCAGCUGGGGAAGAUACCAGCUUGUGGUGACGCAGAGGAAGGAGGAGGAAUACCAAAGCAGCAGCAUCUAUUACCAGAAUGACCUGCGGACCCCGACCAUGGCCUUUGCUGACUUCAUCAACAAUGAAACCCUCUUAGGAGAGGAUCUGGUGGCUUGGGUGACAGCCAGUUUCCUGCACAUCCCCCAUGCUGAGGACAUCCCCAACACAGUGACUGUGGGGAACAGUGUGGGCUUCUUGCUCCGACCCUACAAUUUCUUCGAUGAGGAUCCCUCUAUCUUCUCCCCUGGCAACAUCUACUUUGAGAGGGACGAGGAUGCGGGGCUGUGCAGUGUCAACCCUGUGGCCUGCACCCCACAGCGGGCAGCCUGUAUACCCAACUUGCCCUCCUUUUCCUAUGAAGGCUUAUAGAGGCCUGAGGCUGUGGUAAGACCCCAGGGGGCCAGGGAGUGAGCCGCAAGCACCUCUAUUCUAUCUCCUGUGGUUUUAUCACCUGCCCCAUCCCCACCCCAGGUCUCCACCCUCUGCUCCUUAGAAAACAGCCUCUGGCCACACUAAAUCCCUGGGCCUCCUCUUCUGGGUUGAUUCUUGCCUCCUGCCUGUGUUUUUUUUUUUUUUUUUUUUUUUUUUUUUUCUAUUUGAGACAGGGUCUUUCUAUGUAGCCCCGGCUGUCCUGGAACUUGCCAUGUAGACCAGGCUGACUUCAACUUGCAGAGAUCUGUCUGCCUUUGCCUCUGAACUGCUGGGAUUAAAGACAUGCACCACUACUCCUGGCUUCUGCUAGCUAUUUAAAUGAUAAUUUGUUUAAAAGUGUUUUUGGAAUACUCAAACAAAAUACCACAAAUUCUACCAUUUCAAAACUCGCUGGGGUUCACAUUACACCAGGCCUUAUCUUACACGUGUGUAUCUCAAAGGAACGGUUGUGUGUAACUGAUAAUAAAAUGGUUUGCAAAACUU
This is a messenger RNA of Alexandromys fortis (reed vole), 4643 nucleotides long. It is a transcript of the gene Aoc2, whose product is annotated as amine oxidase copper containing 2. Gene Ontology annotation, cellular component: plasma membrane. The record is from RefSeq and is a predicted model, not a curated record. Gene Ontology annotation, molecular function: copper ion binding; quinone binding; primary methylamine oxidase activity. The transcript is spliced from 4 exons. Gene Ontology annotation, biological process: amine metabolic process. NCBI's taxonomy places the organism in Eukaryota, Metazoa, Chordata, Mammalia, Rodentia, Cricetidae. The coding region runs from base 1824 to 4097 and encodes 757 amino acids.